AUGACGAUGGGCAGCAAGGGCCCUACAGCAGUAUGUGAGUGUAGGCGCCAGAAACCAGCAGCAGCAGCAGCAGCAGCAGCAGCAGCGGGAGCAGCAGCAGGAGGAGAUGAUGCAGCAGCAGGGCCUAUUGAGGGUUUUGCUGCUUGGGAAACAACAAAAAAACAAAAACAACAAAAAAAAGAAAUAGAGGGAAACAACGCCAGGAUGGCUCAGGGGUUAGGAGCUACACUAAAGAUAGCUCAGCUGCUGCGAGAGAAGGCCCCUGAGGCUCAGCAGCUGCUGCAGCAGCUGCAGCAGCAGCAGCUGCAGCAGCAGCCUGCAGCAGCAGCUGCUGCUGCUGCAGCAAACGCAGCAAAUGCUGCAGCAAAUCAUGUUGCUGCUGCUGCUAGCCAACCCAUACUUAUGCCCACUGCACCUGCUGCUUCAUUUGUAAAUGCUGCUGCUGCUGCUCCUCCUGCUGCUGCUGCUGGGUUCCCUGCUGCUGCUGCUGCAACGAUGCAGCAGCAGCUCCCCGUCGCCGUCCAAGGAUUCACUGCAGCAGCAGCAGUACCCCCACCUGCUGCAGCAGCUGUACCUGCAGCAGCAGCAGCUGUACCUGCAGCAGCAGCAGCAGCAGCAGCACCCUUCAGCAGCAGCAGCAGCAUGGGGGUCGCUCCCCAGGGAGUUGUCUUCGGUGCAGCAGCAGGAGAAGCAGCAGCAGAUACCCCUGCUAGCAUGCUGCAGCAGCAGCAAGACCUGCAGCAGCAGCAGCUGCUGCAGCAGCAACUUGUUAGCCAACAGCUGCUGCAGCAGCAACUGCAGCAGCAGCAACUGCAGCAGCAGCAACCCUUCUCUCCCGCUGCUGCUGCCAGCAACUCAGCAGCAAUUCACUCUCUCUCUCUCCCGCAGCAGCAACCGAAUUACCUGCAGCAGCAGCAGCAGCAGCAGCAGCAGAAUCUGCUGCAGCAGCAAGACUUGCUGCAGCAGCAAAACCUGCUGCAGCAGCAGCAAGACUUGCUGCAGCAGCAGAACAUGCUGCAGCAGCAGCAAGACUUGAUGCAGCAGCAGCUGAUGGCUGAGCAGCCACUCUCACCAACGCUGUCGCAGCAGCCGCUGCAGCAGCCGCUGCAGCAGCAGCAGCUGCUGCAGCAGCAGCUGCAGCAGCAGCAGCAGCAGCUCAUUGAUCCCCUGCUGCAGCAGCAGAUGCAGCCGCAGCUGCAGCAGCAGAUGCAGCCGCAGCUGCAGCAGCAGCAAUACCCUUCCCAGUAUCAGCUGUUUACAUCUGCGCAGCAACUUGAGCAGCAGCUGCAGCAGCAGCAGCAGCAGCAGCAACUGUCGCAGCAGCAGCAGCAGCAGGCUCCCCCAGUCCUCCCCCACCAACACAUGAUGCCGCCGCCCCCUCAGCAGCAGCAGCAGCAGCACCAACCCGUGCUGCAGCAGCAGCAGCAGCAGCAGCAACCUCUACUGCCCCUUCUAGGGGGCCUAAACGCUUCGCAGGCGACUGACGUGGCAGCUCGUGCUGCUGCUGCAGUAGGAGCAUUCAUGCGCGGCAACAGCAGCAGCAGCAGCAGCAGCAACAGCAGCAGCAGCAGCAGCAGCAGCAGCAGCAGCAAGAAGAUUGAUUGGGUUGAUAGGAUUGCUGAUACGCUGCUGCAGGAGGGAAACAAAACCCCAGCUGGUGCUGCAGUAAACAGAGCAUUCGAUGACUUUCUUACGGUUGCACAGAGAGCAUAA
This is a messenger RNA of Eimeria mitis, 1713 nucleotides long. RefSeq lists its product as uncharacterized. The record is from RefSeq and is a predicted model, not a curated record. Lineage: Eukaryota; Apicomplexa; Conoidasida; Eucoccidiorida; Eimeriidae. The transcript has a single exon. The coding region runs from base 1 to 1713 and encodes 570 amino acids.